AUGACGUCGUUACGUGAUAUCGUGGAGGACCUGGCGCAGGGUGAUGAAUCGGAACUUCUGGUCAUGAGUUUUGACAUCGGUACGACCCAGUCUGGGGUCGCGAUGGCGUAUAUUGCUCCGCAAGCGCAGGGAUGUCGAGUGCCAGUUGUGAUGGAGAAGCUCAACAGUCAGCCGGCAGGAAAAGCUAAGGUCCCGUCGACUUUGUAUUACGAUAAAGACGGAAAGUGUCUGGAGGAAUGGGGUGCCAACGAUCUCAACUCCGCAAUGAGAAAAGCUAUCGAUAAGGGCGAAAUAUCCAAAAGUGAAUGGUUUAAAUUGCAUAUCGAUCCGACUAACGCCUCUCAGAAGGAGGCAUUCGUAGACCGCUCAUCGAAACAACUUCCGCCAGGGAUCGGUGCGAUUCGAAUCUGGGGGGAUAUGCUUGAGAAACUGUAUAGGUCGGCGAGCGAAAUCGCUCGUCGAGACUGGGCUAUGAACUGGCUUCCUACCCUGAGGGAAGAGAAAAAGGUCAAGUAUGUCAUCACCGUACCGGUCGCAUGGAACCGGGACCCGGUCAUCAAGAUGGCGCUGCGGGCCGAAGCCAUCAGAGUGGGUCUCAUAACUCAAGAGACGGGAUCAUGUCUAUGUUUCUGUUCCGAAAGUGAAGCAGCUGCUUUGCACUGCUAUGAUCAAUUGAAGAUGAUCAACCUGGCAGUCGGAGAAAGAUUCUUAGUCAUUGAUGCGGGAGGCGGGACUGUGGAUUUUACCUCCUAUGAGAUUACGCAAAAGCAACCUCUCGAACUCAACGAAAUUGGAGCCGAGAACAAAGUCUGCUUGUACAACGGGUCGACCUAUGUCGAUCGGACUUUCUCGGAUUUACUGAAGGCUUUUCUGGCGGAGCAAUACCCAAAGACGAUCCCCUCGCCAAAGCAUAUUGAGAGGGCCACGAGGUGUUUUAGUGAAAACCGAAAACCAGGGUUCUCGGUAUCGCUGAAAGGUCGUGGUCCGUUUCCCCUUGAGCUUUCGGAUAAUCCCGACGAUUACGAGGAUGGUGAAAUCGAAGUCUCAUGGGAUCUCCUAGAAGCAGCAUUUAAACCUCAUGUGGACCCGAUCGCGAGCACAGCCGCUCAGAUAGUUGCAACUGACGGUUUGAAGCAUGUCUUUUGCUCCGGAGGGUUCGGCGAUAGCCCCUAUCUCAGGGAGACGCUUGAGAGGGUAGUAAGGGAAGCCCGAAUUAUCCAGCCCGAGCAAACGGCCUCUUCUUCUGGAUCGCGCGCUGUUACCCUGGGAGGGUGCAUCUUCGGCUUGAGACCGUGGAUCCAGCAGCGCAUCAAUCCCAGUCGGAUUGGUUGCACCACUCAACGUAGGCUACACCCUUGGGACACAAUCCCUCCCGAAGAUGCUCACCGGAUCACAAGCUUUCACGGUAACAAAAGAAUGACGGGCAAGUUCUCGGUUAUUGUGGAGAAGAAUCAAACGGUUAUGGCGAAGGAUUAUCACUCGAAGCGACUGUAUCGAGAGUACGAGUAUCCUUUUCCAGAGUCCGAGAAAGCGGAGAGAUUCGUCUUAAAAGAAUCUGUCGGUCUUGAUAUCCCGAAAUGGGCUGACGAUCAGCGUGUUAAGACUAUCGGAAGUUUUCCCUAUACAAUCCCUAAAGACGCGCCACAUGGCAUCGAAACGGCUCCAGAUGGUCAGCAGAUCGUUCGAUAUGAUUACGAGGUCCGGAUUUACUGCGGGGAGACCGAGUUGAGAGCGGCUGUCUUCAGCCCACAAGGCAAGGUUUAUGGUCACAGCGCUUACCUUGAGGGCGCCGAAUCGGCCAUGGACGAGGACUGAAAAUUUCCCACUUGGCCAUAUCAGAUGCCAGCCUCCUGCAACCCUGUUCAACAUGAGCUUCGCCGCAACGAAAGCUCGAUAUAUUUGAUCGUGACACUUCCCUUGGUAUCGACUCCGAAACUACGAUGUAAUGAAGAAGAUAAGAAAAG
Filobasidium floriforme is the source of this 1964-nucleotide messenger RNA. RefSeq lists its product as uncharacterized. Lineage: Eukaryota; Fungi; Basidiomycota; Tremellomycetes; Filobasidiales; Filobasidiaceae. The coding region runs from base 1 to 1815 and encodes 604 amino acids. The transcript is spliced from 17 exons. The record is from RefSeq and is a predicted model, not a curated record.